Molecule: messenger RNA, 527 nt
Organism: Phaedon cochleariae (mustard beetle)
Lineage: Eukaryota; Metazoa; Arthropoda; Insecta; Coleoptera; Chrysomelidae
Source: the annotation of a GenBank genome assembly
AGUAUCAUAAUAUCCUUCACAAUGAAUAACAUACAAAUAAUGAAGACUUUAUUUUUUUGUUGUACUGUAACAAUAAUAGUUAUUGGUGUGCUAUCUGAAAAUGAAGAGUCGAUCGAAGCAAAGUACCACAAGGCUCGUGCAGAAUGUCAGGCAGACCCAGAAACUGGUGUGACGAAUGAAACCUUAUUGCGAUCAUUCAAAAGUCAAGAGAUCUCUCCUGCAGUUGGUAAUCACUCUCUUUGUAUUUACAAAAAACUCGAUGCUGUAAAUGAAAAGGGAGUUGUAAACAAAAGCGUUGUGGAAGAAAUGCUCCAAGCUAUCGUGGAAGACAAAAACAAACUCGAUGAAGCUGUCAAUGAAUGUGAAGAGAGAAGCAAAGGAACUCCUCUAGAAGUUGCUAUCGAGUUAUCGAAAUGCAUGUGGGAUACAUGGAAGAAGUACUCUGAGUCUGAUGAAGAAUAAGAAUCAUGAAGAGUAUCAUAGUCUUGUUUGAAAUAUUGCAUUAAAUAAUCAUGAUAUUAUCAAGC